CUCACAUCUGUAAUCCCAGUACUCUGGGAAACCAAGGUGGAAAAAUCACUUAAGCCCAGGGAUUUAAGACCAACCUAGGCAACAUAGCGAGAAUCCAUCUCUACAGAAAAAUUUAAAAAGUAGUCAGGAGCGGUAGUGCAUGCCUGUAGUCUCAACUACUCAGGAUCCUAAGGUAGGAGGAUCACUCAAACCCAGGAGCUCAAGGUUGCAUGAGCUAUAAUCAUGCCAUUUUAUUUCAGCUCGGCCAACAGAGAGAGACCAUGUCUCCAGGAAAGAAAAAGAAUAAAAACCUCAAAAUUGCAAAAGGACAGGCUUUUUUUGCAGAUGCUGCUACUACUCAGGGCCCCCUGCCACCAGCCAUGAUGGACAUCACCAAUAAUGGUGAGCCCUUGGGUUGUGUCUCCUUCGAGUUGUUUGCAGACAAAGUUCCCAAAAUAGCAGAAAACUGCACUCUGAGCAUUAGAGAGAAAAUAUUUGGUUAUAAGGAGUCCUGCUUUCACCGAAUUAUUCCAGUGUUUCUGUGUCAGGAUGGUGACUUCAGAGGCCAUAAUGGCACUAGUAGCAAAUCCAUUCAUGGAGAGAAAUUUGAUGAUGAAAACUUCAUCCUGAAGCACCCAGGUCCUGCAUCUUUCCAUGGCAAAUGCUGGACCCACCACAAACUGUUUCUAGUUUUUCAUCUGCACGGCCAAAACUGAGUGGUUAGAUGGCAAUCAUGGUCUUUGGCAAGGUGAAAGAAGGCAUGAAU
This is a messenger RNA of Callithrix jacchus (white-tufted-ear marmoset), 745 nucleotides long. Lineage: Eukaryota; Metazoa; Chordata; Mammalia; Primates; Cebidae. The record is from RefSeq and is a predicted model, not a curated record.